UAAAUUCGUACUGUAUGUUUUUGUACGAAGAUUACGAUUAUCGUACGAACAGUACAAAGCUUCGUCGAACAACCACUUUAGCAGGAAACAACAGACGACGCCAACAACAUCUCUAAAGGGAGGCUUGGUUGGUGUGUGUGUGCGUGUCCGGCAAGAUCGUUUCGCAUCCUUUAUUCCUUUGUGUAUAACGAACUGUAGCAAAAACCAAAGACUGAAACGUAGCGUUGCCUGUCCGACACGGCACGAUAGCAUAUUACACGACACGACACGACACGACACGACACGACACGACACCACACGACACCACACGGCGUGAACGACAAGCACAACAUGUGCAUUGCCUUUUUCGUAUGGACGGAACAUCGAUUCUUGGUGUGCCACAACCGCGACGAGUAUUUUUCCAGACCGACCACCGGCACGGAGUGGUGGCCGAACGAAUCGACCUCCGGCAACGACCGCCAGAGCUUUCGGAUCCUCGCUCCCCGCGACGGGGUGUCCGGUGGGACGUGGUUCGGAUACGAACAAACCACGGGGCGGUGUGCCUUUCUCACAAACAUCGACGGCGCUACCGACAGCGGUAGCACAAAACGCACGCACGCGUCCUCGCGGGGGGAGAUCGUGGUGAACUACCUGAGGAGCGAUCCCUCGUGCUCCGCCCUGGACUACCUCCGGCGCGAAUUCGGUUGCGGCGAUGGCGCCGACGUUGCUGUCACCGGCAACACCGGCUGUGGGUACUACGCGGGAUUCAACCUUGUCGUCUUUUCCGGCCGCGACCUCGCAUACGUUUCGAACAGGGGUGGAGGCAUCGGCAUAAGCAUCGGCAACACCAACCACCGCACCGGUCCCGUGGCUCUGGAGCAGGGAAGGCACUAUGGGUUGUCGAACAGCCUCCUGCAUCAACCCCUCCCCAAAGUUCGCGAGGGAUUGGAACUCUUUCGAACCGCCGUUCAUCGGUCCAACAGCGUCUACAGGGAUAGCUAUAUCGGCAUCAAUACCGGUGAACAACCCCGCUGCCGGCACAAAAUAGACGAUCCAGACGACAACAAGGACGACGAAAACCGUUUGUUCCAAGAACUGAAAGAACUGAUGCGGCACGCGGGGCCCUCGCAUCGACCAGAGGGGGUUGCGCACAACUCGUCGCUGCUGUUAUCCGACGCUUCCUCCGAGGGGGAAAGGACCCCGGGGGAAAAAAGGCUGGAGCGCCGCCGGAGCAGCAUCUGCGUCCCAAUCGACGACACCGAGUACGGGACGCGAACCACCAUCCGGUUCCUGCUCCAGACCAACCAGCAAGAGCCACGGCUCCUGCGAUGGACCGAGCAACACCGGAACCCGGACACACUCGAUUGGGAGGGCUGCCUCGAAUUCGGCUGCGAGAGCUCUUUGUAAAGGGUAGUGAUGUGCCUGCGGGGAGGCGUUGCCCUUUCCCUCUCUUUCUCCCGCUGUGCUCCUCUACCCCAUAGCUUCGUGCUUUUGUGUGAAGAAAAUGUCGACAUCCAAACCAUGAUCGGAUCUGCGUGUGCGAAUGCAUCGUGGAUGCGAAAUUCUCACUCCAGAAGACAAAAUUCUGGCGAGCAUCGAAUAAUAGGCAUCCACUCUCCGCACAGAAAAGCACACGGCACCUGGUGUGAGCUAAUAGAUCAAAUGGGCCUGAAAUGGCAGGAAUCAUCUUCGUCAUAGAAUCAGAGAUGACUUAUUUGAUACGGCAACACUUUACUCAAAAAUGUGCAGGAUACCAAUUACGAAGGACUUUGUAGAGUUUCUCCGUCUCCACAUGUUACCCAUUGGGGAUUGAGAUAGGAUGCUAAUGGGGGUUAUCAGUACUACUACUAGGAGUCCACAAUGCUAAGGUCCAUAUCCAAAAAGAUCUGGAACAGUGGGUCCGUGUGAGCUGCCACUAGUAGGUGAUUGUAUCCCAUUCAAAAAUCAUGUACUCAAUCAGGUAUAGUAACAAUUUCCAAAGAGCACCGUAUUUGAGGCAUUCUGUUACUGUUUUAUAUUUUGCAUGAGUAGUUAUUGUUUCGUGGAAGUGACAUGGUUUUCUGCUUUUGCCUUUCAGUGGACUUGUUUCUUUUUUCAGUUUGUUUCCAACUGUGGCGGUACAACACCUAUAACCUUAACCUUAAUUCUGCAUCAACAAGUUUCGACGAGAUUGUAUGCCCUGAUUGUAUGUACGUACGGUACGUACGGUAUUAUUUCGAAGUACCUCGUGCUUGCUCUACAAAGUAAAGUACACUGUUUGUA
This is a messenger RNA of Pseudo-nitzschia multistriata, 2241 nucleotides long. NCBI's taxonomy places the organism in Eukaryota, Bacillariophyta, Bacillariophyceae, Bacillariales, Bacillariaceae. The record is from the annotation of a GenBank genome assembly.